Molecule: messenger RNA, 1498 nt
Organism: Selaginella moellendorffii
Lineage: Eukaryota; Viridiplantae; Streptophyta; Lycopodiopsida; Selaginellales; Selaginellaceae
Product: senescence-specific cysteine protease SAG39
Exons: 5
Coding region: 1-1452 (483 amino acids)
Cellular component (GO): lysosome
Molecular function (GO): cysteine-type endopeptidase activity
Source: RefSeq, a predicted model, not a curated record
AUGCGCCUCUUUCCCACCUCUCGAAAAGCUCCAGCGCUCGGCCCUCGCAACGUCCAGCCUGCACGUACAUGCUCACAAGCGCGUUCUCCGGCCUUCUUCCAGAUCCCUCAAGCUGGAGCAAGCGCCAAGGACGCUGGAGAGAGUAGCGAUGUCGGGCUUGAUCCCCGCCGAGUCCAUGCUCCUAAACAUCUCGAUCGCCUUGCAGCCAACGCCAACCAGGUCUUCCACGCCCUCCCGCGAAGAAGCCUCUUCUCCUGGAACUUCAUCAUCGCGGCAUUCGCCAAGAACAGGCACGUCGACGCUGAGGAGGUGAUUGCCGAGGAAUCCAUCACUGGCGACAAUGUGGGCGUGGAUUCACCGCCCCUGCGGGUCGGCCCGAAGCUAAAACUUUCAGUAUAUAAGCUCACUCGUGCAAGUGCGAAGCAAUCAUCCAUGGCGAGCAACAUGAUAGCUUUGAUCUUGAUCUUGCUGGUGGUGGUAGGGGCAGCACCGUUUGCGAUUGCGCGGCCAGCGGCUCUGGAAGGCGAUCGCGCUCUAGAGAUCAAGAACAUGUUCGAGGAUUGGGCUGCCAAGCACGACAAGAGUUACAGCAGCGACUGGGAGAAGGCUCGCAGGCUGAUGGUCUUCUCCGACACUUUGGCGUACAUCGAGAAGCACAACGCGCAGCCCAACACCACCUUCACGCUCGGCCUCAACAAGUUCUCGGAUCUCACAAAUGCCGAGUUCCGAGCCAAUUACGUCGGCAAAUUCAAGCCCCCGCGCUACCAGGAUCGCCGCCCGGCCAAGGACGUGGACGUGGACGUGUCGAGCCUCCCGACGAGCUUGGAUUGGAGGCAGGAGGGAGCUGUGACACCGAUUAAAGAUCAGGGCCAGUGCGGGAGCUGCUGGGCUUUCUCGGCGAUUGCAUCGAUCGAGAGUGCACACUUUCUGGCGACGAAGGAGCUCGUUUCUCUGUCCGAGCAGCAAUUGAUAGACUGUGACACGGUAGACCAAGGAUGCCAGGGUGGGUUUCCGGACGAUGCGUUUAAGUUCGUGGUGGAAAACGGUGGUGUCACCACGGAGGAGGCCUAUCCAUAUACAGGAUUUGCAGGCAGUUGCAACACGAACAAGAAUAAGGUGGUGGAGAUCACUGGUUAUAAAGACGUCACAAAGGACAGUGCUGACGCCCUGAUGAAAGCAGUCUCCAAAACUCCCGUGACCGUUGGCAUCUGCGGCAGUGACCAAAACUUCCAGAAUUACAGAAGUGGAAUUCUUUCUGGUCAGUGCUGCAAUUCGCGGGAUCAUGCGGUCUUGGUCAUUGGAUAUGGAACCGAAGGUGGGAUGCCCUACUGGAUCAUCAAAAACUCGUGGGGAACUUCCUGGGGGGAGGAUGGAUUCAUGAAAAUCAAGAAAAAGGAUGGAGAAGGGAUGUGUGGGAUGAACGGACAGUCAUCAUACCCCACUACUUCGUAAAAUAACCACUUUAUAAUCCAAACUUUAUAUUAAUAUAUCAAUUAUA